Molecule: messenger RNA, 1125 nt
Organism: Ceutorhynchus assimilis (cabbage seed weevil)
Lineage: Eukaryota; Metazoa; Arthropoda; Insecta; Coleoptera; Curculionidae
Source: the annotation of a GenBank genome assembly
CAAAAAUUUAAAUGUCCUCAAUUCAAAAUUUAUAAGUUUUUCACAUUGUUUAAAUAAAUAAUUAUUUUAUUAAUAAUAAAUAAUUGAAUACAGUUGUAUGAAUUAAAUUUAACAUGGUUUUGACUAAAGAAUACAGAAUUUGUAUGCCAUUAACUGUAGAAGAAUAUCACAUUGGUCAACUCUACAUGAUAGCCAGACACAGCCUGGAACAAUCCGGAGACGGCGAAGGAGUUGAAGUAGUAGAAAACAAACCUAUCGAAGACCAGGAACACGGAAAAGGCCAAUACACUGAAAAACGAAUCCAUUUAUCCAACCGUCUUCCUUAUUGGGUUCAAGCAAUAUUACCAAAAAUCUUCUAUGUAACUGAAAAGGCAUGGAACUAUUAUCCUUAUACAAUUACUGAUUAUACUUGUUCCUUUAUACCAAAAUUCCACAUAUCAAUCCAGACAAGAUACGAAAACAACAACGGAUCAAGUGAAAAUUGUUUGAAUUUGACACCGGAACAAUUGGCCGAAAGAAUCGUUGAACACAUUGAUAUUGCAUAUGACGAAGUGUCUGCCAAACACUACAAAGAAGAAGAAGAUUUGAAAUUUUUCAAAUCAAUUAAAACAAACCGAGGCCCUUUGGUAGACGGUUGGAGGACCAAUUUCCAACCAAUCAUGUGCAGCUACAAACUAGUCAAUGCGUACUUUGAGGUUUUUGGUUUGCAGACUAAAGUAGAAGAAUUUAUUCAUUCAUGUAUUCGUGAAGUACUUCUUUUGGGACACAGGCAAGCGUUUGCUUGGGUAGACGAAUGGAUCAAUAUGACAAUGGACGAUGUAAGAAGUUACGAGUCUCAGUUGCAGCUGCAAACGAAUACUUUACUCAAAGACACGGUUCCUAAUGAAAAUUCCAGUGAGGCACCUGAAACGCCUAAAACCCCCAAAAGUCCCAGCAAAAAAGGAUAUUUUAGUUGGUUUUAGACGGUUUCUGGUGUCCAAGUUUAAUGAGUUUUAUGAAUUCGUCAAUUGUAUGCCGCAUUAGAUGAUGGUUUUGUUUGAAUUCAGGAUUUUUUUUAAUGAUUUUAUAGUUUAUUAUUGUAAAUUUGAAGUUUCUAAAUAAAUGAAGCUGCUACUUUAUAUUGAA